Messenger RNA from Peniophora sp. CBMAI 1063, 3222 nucleotides. NCBI's taxonomy places the organism in Eukaryota, Fungi, Basidiomycota, Agaricomycetes, Russulales, Peniophoraceae. The record is from the annotation of a GenBank genome assembly.
AUGCGAUUCUUCGCCCUGGUUCUCGGUGGCAUGCCGCAGACGCAGGCUCUGAAUAACGACAGACAAGACAUCUACCUGACUAUCGCGCGAGCUUUCGUACUCUGCUUCGGCCACGACGAUCCCUUGAGCAGCGACGAGCCGGCCAACUUAUACGACAUCGACUUCUACAACAUCGAGUACGAAGAUAUCCCGGCGGCCGCGGAUAUGCCGCCCCUACCCGAGGAGGAAGCAGACAGGAGGGAUGCGGUCAUUGCGGGCUUAGUCCAAAGGGUGCGCGGAUGGUACAAAGGAAAGCGCAAGCAAAUGAAGGGUGGUCAAGCGGCCGCGGCUUUGGAGCAGCGCCAUGUCGAGCGCGUGGUCGCCGCACAUGCACCGGCGCCGCUGCGCCCCAAGGAGCUCGACAUGUACCAGAAGCACUACAAACCGAAUUUCAUGCCGGCAUUCGAUGCCAUUUGGGACGAAGAGGAAAAAUCCGUGCAGGGUAACGAGGCCGCGUUGGCGUCCUUGAAGAAAAAGCGCGGCGCCAGACUGAGAGUGUUUGCGUCUGGGAAGUGGGCGCGCGAGACGGCAGAGGUUAAAAAGGCUGUUGCCGAGCGGUGCGACGCGUCGCACGCUGAGCUAGUAGGCCGCUAUAACGCGCUGUGGGGCUCACCGGAAGGUGCGCGCGACUCGCGCGCAUGGAUCAUGCCCGAGGCAGGGGCAUUCUUUCAAGCCCUCAUGAACUGGUCCGCUCAGCGAUUCGGUGUGGCGCUGCAGCUGGCGAUUGCAGGCCAAACUGAUAGCGGGACGCCCGAGGUUCGAACACUUUUCGCUGAGGGUGAUCUCAAGGACGGAGCGCCCGACCUGCAAACGUUCAUGGGCGAUGCGUUGAGCGCAGGCAAGAUCAAAAUGGGACAGUACGCCAGGGAUAUGCUCACCGGACGUGUCCCGGAGGGCGCGAAGGCACCUCAGCAAGCCGCGCGGGAAGCGAAAGUGGAAGAGGACUUGCCGCUUGACGAUGCUGGCAAUGUAUUCGACGACGACUUGGGUAACGGCGAGCUGAACCUGGCAAGAAAAGAAGACGUGGAGGAAAUGGAGUUGGCUAUGGGCAUGGGUUCGAACACUGUGAACCGAGCCCCGGGUAACGCUUCAGGCCGCGCGGCUGCGUCGACUAACGACGUCAACAUGGACGACGCAUACUCGUCGGGUGAGCUACCACCCCAGACGCUGGCCGAUAAAGACCUAGCAUCUGCGUCACACAAAGAGCGAACGUUCGAAUCUCGGCCGAACGCUUCUCGGCCGAACGCUCCUCGCGGCCCGUCCAAUUCGCAACCUCGGCGUUUGGCGCCUCUCAAUAGCGCCCCGGCAUCUGGUUCGAACAACCCGCAAGCCGCGCGCCUGGCGCCUCUCAAUAGCACACCGGCAUCUGGUUCGAACAACCCGCAGUCCGCCGCGCCGGUCGUUUCCCAUACUAUUCCUCCGCGAGACCCCGUUACAGCCCAGUCGCGGGGCUCCACGUCUCUUGCCAAGCUCAAAGACGCUUUUGCGAACGACGACGAGGAGGAUAGCGACGACGACGUGGAGAUGACGAUUUGGCCGGAGGGUAUCACGCGGCUUUCCCGGACAGGCACGCCAGAGACGUCGACGUCUGUAUACGAUGCGCGUCGGGAGGCUUUGAGUGACCAUGGGUCCCAGUUCGGGUUUGACGAUUACGGGAUGGGAAACGGGAGCGGUGCCGAGGGAAGUGGUUAUGGAGACGCAAGCACACAUGAAGACGAUGGAGAUGAGGAUGGGAUGGUAGUGGGCGGCGAGGGAAUGCGUAGGAGCGAGUUGUUGGAUGGAGAGAAUGAAAGUCGCGAAAUCGACGCGCUCGUGGCCACCAAUUGGACGGACCGGCGCCACUCUCAAACCAAGUUGAAGCAUCCCCGACAGUAUCCGCUCGGAGGCGUUUCGCGCUCGCAUGUCGGUGGAAGUCGUAAGAAAGAGGCGAUCGCGAAGGGCAAGAAGGACGACUCGAGAGCGUCGGAAGACGGGACGGGCAAGACUACAAGACCAAAGCCUCGGCCAGUAAAGCGCGGUGAACGCAAUGGCCUGACACCGACCGUGGCCCCCCAGGCCGAGCGCUUGACGCAGCUUAUACGCGAAAAGCUGCAGGUCAAGGAGGGCCCACUCACGAACGACUCCGCGCGUGGGUCGGCGCCUCGCACCCAGCGAACAUUCGAGGAGGAGAGCGAGGAUGAGGAUGCGGGACCGCUUCCUCCUGCCAAUCGGCGGGGGAGAAGACUGCGCGCUGAGAGCCCGCCUGGGGAUGGCACUUAUCAGUUCACGGAGGACGGCCCCGAGGACGGCCCCGGGUUCGGCUCAGGCGCGCUUGGCAAUGGUAGAGUUGGCGGUGGGACUGACGACCCGGAGGAUAUUCCGAACGUCGACGUGGAAAGUGGUCGAGUGAAUGGUUGGAUCAGAGAUCACUCACAGGCUUUCGACAAGGACAACGACAAGGGCGCGUGGAAAUCGUACUUAAGCCAGUCGUCCGGUCUUUCGAAGAGGGACCGGUUAGUUAAUGCUAUCCGUGACCUGGACCCCGCUCGGCGCCCCUUCUACGCGGAUCUUGUCGACAAGAUGGAGGAUCUUCUUCGGGAGGAUGACGCCUGGGAUGCCGGGGCUGGUGGGCAUCUGGAGAAGAAAGACCGCCCAACCCAAGUCUCUUACAUGGUCAACCGUCGGGGCGGGCUGCUACCUGACGUCGUGCCGGAAGGGUGGGGGAAGAAUAUGGAGAAGUGGUGGUUGGCGCUACAACCGCGCGAGCGAGGGGUGACGAACGGAGUUCGCGGUCUUGCCGCACCCCACGGCAGCUCGGACUGGGGUUCGCUCCUCAUUGCGCGCGGCUACAAGGGCGCGUUUCUGCUCGUCUGGUGCAUGAUGCACUGGGCCAUCAGUGCCAAAGAUAUGGAGCUCUGGCAGGCCGUCGUGGAGGAUAUGACUGCCGUCUUCGUGGUGCUGAAAAAUUGUCGCGUGGGAGGAGGGAUAUCGAACACAGGAGGUCAGGUGGAUAAUGGCGGGAAAAAGCAAGCGGCGAAGAGAGCGGCGAGCGGUGGAAGUGAUAGGGCGGAGGGCAGUAAACGUCCGAAGGUGGCGGCGAAGGAUGUGAAAGGAAAGGGGCGUAGCGAUGGCAGAAGCACUAUCAUCGGCAGUAUCAAAGGUCGGGAGAGAGAGAGUAAGAAGCCCUCUCAGUACGGGUGGUGA